CACACACCGUACACUGACUGACUGAGGUCAAGGUGGGGGGUGUUCGGCUGUAAAUUGUUAGGUAAGAUGCUGCAGCCUGACGCCACUUUGUCGCCCGGUGUUGUUCCUGAGAGGACAGGACAGCGGACCUGGAUGUGAGCAGCUCUGCCGGGAGAGGCCUGACCAUGUCCACUGGAGCGUGAUCAUGACUUCCCUCAACGAGUCAGAGGAGACCUCCCCUCCCUCCUUCCCUCUCUCCUCCCGUGAACACAAUUUCUCCCACUUUGUCACCCAUGACCCGUCAUACUCCCCCAUAUCCUUCCCCACCUCCUCGCUGGCGCCCUCCAACUGCACCAGCUCCCCGUCAGCCUCCUCUCCUCCGUACAACUUCUACGCCGUGCUGCUGGUGCUCCUGAUCUUCUGCGUGGUGUUCGGUAACGUGCUGGUGUGCGUGGCUGUGUCGAGGGAGCGCGCUCUUCAGACCACCACCAACUACCUCAUCGUCUCGCUGGCUGUGUCCGACCUGCUGCUGGCCACGCUGGUCAUGCCCUGGGGCGUCUACAUGGAGGUGGUUGGAGAGUGGCACUUCAGUCUCAUCCACUGUGACAUCCUGCUCACCCUGGACGUCAUGAUGUGCACCGCCAGCAUCCUCAACCUCUGUGCCAUCAGCAUCGACAGAUACACAGCGGUAGCCAUGCCGAUGCUCUACAACACCAGAUACAGUUCCAGGAGGAGGGUGGCGGUGAUGAUUGCUGUGGUGUGGUUCCUCUCCUUUGCCAUCUCCUGCCCUUUACUGUUUGGACUCAACAACACUGCCAGCCGGGAAGGCACCACGUGCAGCUUUGCCGAUCCGGCCUUCGUGGUGUAUUCAUCGGUGGCCUCCUUCUACGUUCCCUUCAUCGUAACGUUGCUGGUUUAUGCGCAGAUCUGCGUGGUGCUGCGCAAGCGAGGCAGACGCACCGCCCCGCCGCGCAGACACGGCCUGCACACACAUGGCGGAGCUGAUGUGGGAGAAGGUCAUCGACACAGGAAGAAUAAGUGUACACAACCAGAGGAUGUGAAGUUGUGCACCCUGAUCCUGAGGCCCGCCACCGCUGGCCCACAGCGCAAGAAAGUGACCCUGGUCAAGGAGGCGAUGGUUCACCCUCUCGAAGUGGAGCCGGGUCAGUUCCUGCCGCAGACCGAGCAGAGCCUGGCUCCUCCUCCUGCUCCCCAAACCCCCUCCCACUCGGCCCACGCCAGGAUCUCCCUGGCCAUCUCAGUUGGACCUGCCCCGGUUCUUCCCUCCACUGUGACACGAUCGGCCCUGAUGCCUCGUCCCGCCACCCUCGAGGACGGCAUGAGGGGCCGUGAGGGAUGGAGGGAGCGCAGUGGAGGGAGAGAGAAAUGGGGGAUGACCAAGGAGAGGGUGAGAGGGAGGCUGUCACAGCAGAAGGAGAGGAAGGCGACAAAGAUGCUCGCUAUUGUGCUUGGUGUGUUCAUCAUCUGCUGGCUGCCUUUCUUCCUGACCCACGUGCUGAAGGCCCACUGCAGGAGCUGUUGCAUCUCGCCCUCACUGUACAGCGCUGUCACCUGGCUGGGAUACCUCAACAGCGCUGUCAACCCUGUCAUCUACACCACUUUCAACAUCGAGUUUCGCAAAGCCUUCAUCAAGAUCCUGCACUGCUGAGAGCUGGAGAGAGAAGAAGCGUCAACUGUCAAGCCUGUCGUUGGUUUGAGAUCAAAGGAGGGGGAGAGAGAGAGAGAAGUAGUCGUCACU
Messenger RNA from Perca flavescens (yellow perch), 1738 nucleotides. It is a transcript of the gene drd2l, whose product is annotated as dopamine receptor D2 like. The record is from RefSeq and is a predicted model, not a curated record. The coding region runs from base 185 to 1648 and encodes 487 amino acids. Lineage: Eukaryota; Metazoa; Chordata; Actinopteri; Perciformes; Percidae. Gene Ontology annotation, cellular component: presynaptic membrane; plasma membrane; glutamatergic synapse. Gene Ontology annotation, molecular function: G protein-coupled receptor activity; dopamine neurotransmitter receptor activity, coupled via Gi/Go. Gene Ontology annotation, biological process: negative regulation of synaptic transmission, glutamatergic; negative regulation of voltage-gated calcium channel activity; adenylate cyclase-inhibiting dopamine receptor signaling pathway. The transcript is spliced from 8 exons.